Messenger RNA from Fusarium sp. VM40, 1101 nucleotides. The record is from the annotation of a GenBank genome assembly. Lineage: Eukaryota; Fungi; Ascomycota; Sordariomycetes; Hypocreales; Nectriaceae.
AUGUCUGAAUCACGUCUUUUCCACCCCAUGAAGAUUGGCACCCUCCAAGUCCAACAUCGGAUUGGCAUGGCUCCUCUUACACGACUCCGCGCAAGCAUCGAUCGUGUUCCCAAUGCUCUCAUGAAAGAAUACUACGGCCAACGCGCCUCAGUCCCAGGAACCCUCCUCCUAUCUGAGGGUACUCUAGUUUCACCUGCCGCCGGUGGAGGAUUUGCCAGAACACCUGGUAUCUGGAAUCAAGAACAAGUCGCUGCCUGGAAGACAAUCACCGACGAAGUCCACAGCAAGGGGAGUUUCAUCUUUGUACAAUUGUUUGCCAUGGGACGUGCUGCAACUAUUGAAGUCGCUGAAGAGGAGGGUGUUGAUAUCAUCGCACCUAGUGCCAUCCCAUUUGAGGGUAGUCCUGCUCAACCACGGGCUAUGACCAAAGAUGAAAUCCAUGAAAUGAUCGAGGCGUUUGUCACGGCUGCGGAGAAUGCGAUACGUGCCGGGUUCGAUGGUGUUGAGAUUCAUGGCGCGAAUGGAUAUCUCCUGGAUCAAUUUCUCCAAGACGUCAGCAACCAGCGCAAUGAUGAGUUUGGCGGUAGUGUCGAAAACAGGUCUCGCAUUGUCUACGAAAUUAUGAAGCAAGUCGUCAAAGCUAUCGGACCCGAUCGUGUCGGACUUCGCCUCAGCCCAUGGAGCACCUUUCAAGGCAUGCGAAUGAAGGAUCCCGUUCCACAAUUCACAGACAUCAUCAGCAAGGCCAGUAGUCUAAACCUAGCCUACCUUCAUCUAGUCGAGUCGCGCAUUUCUGGUAGUCAAGAUGAUCACGACAAUGGCAAGGACAAACUUGACUUUGCGUACGACCUCUGGAAAGGUGCUUUUCUUAUUGCAGGAGGGUACAAGCUUAAGGAUGCCAAAAGGCUCGUUGACCAUGAACAUCCUGACAGCAAUAUCAUGGUUAUGUUUGGAAGGGACUUUGUGUCGAACCCGGACUUGGUUUACAGGAUUAAGGAAGGCCUUGAUCUCAAUCCGUAUGAGCGCCAGACUUUCUAUACUAGCGAUAUAGUAGGAUAUGUGGAUUAUCCAUUUGUAACUAAGGAGCGUGCUCAUACUUAG